UAAAUAAAAUUCAUACAGAAUACAAUUUUUUAGCAAAUAUAUUUAUAUGAAAAAAUUAGGGAGAAUACGGAAGGAUAUCCAUGGUGCUAUUUACGAGUCUGAAACUUCGUGGGAGAGAGUCGAUUACGAACAAGAACAUAUAUACAUUUGUGACGUGUUAUCAUGAGCAGGUCAGCUGUAUUGCCUGUACUUUGUGCUGUGAACUUAGAUAACCUCCCACAUGGAGGUUUAAAGACCUCCCACUACUUUCUUCAACUAUAGUAGGAGUUUAUAUAACAUUAAAAUCUCCCGCUAGAGUAUUCACAGUGAAUCGGAGAGUGCAUCAGUGAAUUUUAGCUCCGAUUCGUAGUUGCGUGCAAUUUAUUCUCAAUUGUUGUAACAUUACAAGAAGAACCAGCGAUUCUAUCUUGGACAGAAUUUACGCAUCCAUAGAGAGGAAGAGGUCGCCCUAGUCACCGUAUACCGUUCGCUGCGGAUAAUUUGAAUACUUUCCAAACUGUCAGCACACGGAGGAAUGCAAAAGGACUGCCGAGACUGUUUAGGUAUCCGAUACCGUAUUAACUCCCUGGAUCAAACGUGGAAGUGGUUGCAUCAAACAAUUGCCCUUCACGAUUACCUAAUUUCUAUAACAGCUAUUCAAUCUAACUUUUCGAGAUUUUGUCAGUAA
Molecule: messenger RNA, 667 nt
Organism: Bombus pyrosoma
Lineage: Eukaryota; Metazoa; Arthropoda; Insecta; Hymenoptera; Apidae
Exons: 1
Coding region: 515-667 (50 amino acids)
Source: RefSeq, a predicted model, not a curated record